Messenger RNA from Alternaria viburni, 2823 nucleotides. RefSeq lists its product as uncharacterized. Gene Ontology annotation, molecular function: protein binding. The coding region runs from base 1 to 2823 and encodes 940 amino acids. The transcript has 2 exons. The record is from RefSeq and is a predicted model, not a curated record. NCBI's taxonomy places the organism in Eukaryota, Fungi, Ascomycota, Dothideomycetes, Pleosporales, Pleosporaceae.
AUGGCAGACAUGACGGUACGAAACACUGCGAACCUGAUCGCCAAUAUCAAUAAUGGUAUCAUGGUAGGACAGAACUUCGGAAAUAUCAACCAUGAGUCCGGAUGCCAUACAGAUGAGCAACGAUUCGACAAAUGUACCAAAGCGCUCUGGGUGACAGACCCUCAUGUCGACCGCGAUUAUGUCGUGAACACUAAGGGUAGCCCCGUUUCUGGCACAUGCGACUGGAUCUGGCAAGACCGCACUUUCUCGGAUUGGUUGGAUGGGUCAUCAUCCAGAACACUGUGGAUCGCAGGUGGACCUGGAAAAGGCAAAACAAUGAUUUCGGUUCAUAUCACGGCCUUGCUCGAGAAACGAUGCAAUGUUGGCAAUCAAGUCUUCGCUUACUUCUUCUGCGACCAUCGGGAUGCGAAUCGCAAUUCGGUCUACCCCUACGUUCGGGAGGACCGAAGAGCUGAGGCUACGAUGCAGUCGCGCGAUGCCCUUUGGCGAAUCGUUACCGAGCUACUGCACGAGCAGGGGCUUGAAGGUCUGGUGUAUCUGAUCGACGGGCUUGAUGAGUGCGACGAUGGAACAGCUCGUUGGUUGGCACAGAAGCUGUCCAAGCUCCAUACCGAUAGCUCCGACAAAGAUAUGAGAAACGUGAGGAUUCUCGUUGCGAGUCGGAAUAUUACAAGCAUGGACUUUGCGUCUAAGAUCGACCUAGACACCAUACAAGACCCAGGCUACAACGAGAGUAUCACGAGAUUCAUCGAUGCGCGAGUAGCUGGAAUGGCAGAUCAAGUGCCCGGUUGCACACGAGCGCUACAGGACCAAGUCAAACAAAUCCUACAGUCACGCUCGGGCAACUCGUUCCUUUGGAUUGGUUGCGUAAUGGACGAAUUGUCAGUCAAAGAGACGCCUACAGAGAUCGAGAGUUCGUUGGCCGAGUUCCCUACCGGACUUGUCCCUCUCUAUAACCGACUUUUUCACCAAGUACAUCCAAAUCCGCAAUAUCGCUCGGAAUGUAUCAGAUUGCUGCACUGGGUGGCACAAGCGAUGAGACCCAUGAACCUAGCGGAGCUAGCAGCGGUGUUGGAAAUCCGUGGGUCAGAAACCAUAUCAGUGGAGCAGAGACUCAGUGAUCGUAUCACAUGGUGUAGGUCUUUGCUCAUCAUCAGACAUAACCCCGAUCCUACUCACGCGCCUACGGUCGACCUGGUCCAUUACUCGUUGAAGGAACAUCUAUUUGAGUCGAGCGUGGCGGAUGACUCCGACAUUCGGCCGUUUUUCUGUCAAGCAGAUGCAGUACACCACCAAAUUGCGCACACGUGCUUGGAUUAUCUCUACAAUAAUCUCUCGGAUAAAAAGUACUGGUUCUGUGAUGAUGAAGAUACAAAUACGCGGCUUCCUCUAUUAUCAUACGCCACGAUCUAUUGGCCAACCCAUGUCAGGCUCAUCAAAGCAGAGUCAGAAGGCCUGGCUAUGGAUCUGUUAGAAAGCAGAGUCGGCACUUUCUUCAAACAAGGUGGCAUGGCAUACGCCGGCUGGUGGUGGUCUUCCCGAGCGGCAAUGUAUCCUGUAUUUCAAUGGGAAUUGCCUCCUCAGUUCGGUGAUCCCGAAACGGGUCCUUCCCUCAAGGAGAGGCAGACCAUCCACCCAACGCAUCUUUCGGCAGCUCUAGGCGUGCUUCCGUGGAUCGUUUACUUCUCUACCUUUCCCGAUAUACCGCGUUCCGAUGUCAUAAACCUCUUCUUGGAUCCAAUAGGGCAAUCUUCACUGAAUUACGCUGCCCUCGGAGGUCACGAAAACGUGGUCAUUUGGUUGUGUGAUCAGGGCGCAACCGUAGACGAUAGAUCAGUAUUUGACGCUAUCACUGGGCGUCAUGUCAGCGUUCUGAAGUAUCUUCUUGGUCGUGGGGGUAGUCCAAACAUCAGACAAUACAAUCCUUCGACUGGACAAUGCGAGAAUGAAACGGCACUCUGGGAUGCGUGCCGCCAAGGUCUCGAAGACAUUGUGCAGGUACUACUCGACGCUGGCGCCGACCCAGAUGAGCUCAGUCCGGCAUCAGAUUUGUCAGAGUACUUCGAAAUCCCUACACCCGCCUUCGUCGCAGCCUGCUUCGGAGGCAGUAAGCAUCUUGUAGAAAUUUUGUUCUCCAGAACCAAAGCACUGCAUCUCUACCUGGACUACGGCUUGUUAGCAGCGAUUAGCGGCGGCCAUGAAGAUGUGAUCCGAUUUCUCCUACCAAAAAUCAAGACGGUUGGUCACGAAAGCGAGAGAGAAAAGAAGUUCCUGUUUGUGGCUUCGUUUUAUGGAGUAUCUUUCUCUAUUCUCGAGCUCUUACUGGAUUUCUUCGGCUCGAAUGUGGACUUGGUGGUUCGCUUUGACAAGUAUGGUUCUUGGAGAAUGACCGAAUUUGCAGACCUUUUCAAGGACCACGAGACUAUGCAGAUGCUGCUGAAGAGAGGCGCAACACCGACGAAUAGCAUGCUUCUCACCGCUACCGAGACAGACGACGCAAGCCUUCUCGAACUCCUCCUGCAACGAGACGUUGAUAUGAGCAUGUCUCUUCAUGUUGCGGCCAAACACGGUUCCCUUCAGGCUGCGAGGUUGCUUGUCGCAAAAGGAGUAGCGAUCAAUGGUACUAAUGGACAAAAGAAGACACCACUCAUUAUCGCGGCUGAGAACGGCUUUGCAGAGAUCGUGGAGCUGCUUCUCAAAAACGGAGCCAGGCCUAAGACCAAGGAUAAGGGGGGCAAGAAUGCACGCAUGAGAGCUGAAGCAGGAGGCCAUGCAGAUGUGGUUCAGGUCAUCGAUGACUGGGCUCUCAAGAUGAAGAAAUAA